GCCGCCGCCGCCGGCGGUCUUUGGUGUCCCCGUGAGCGCAUAGCCUGCGCUCCGCGCCGCGCAGUGCCGCGCGCUGGCUGCAGCUCGGGGGCUCGUGGUGCCCCUGACUCCCGUUCUGGGCGAUGGUGCGGCCUGAGGCCGCCUCCAUCCCCUGCCGCCGCUGACCCAGGUCCUCCACUCCAUGGCCGCCUCGGCGCCGCCCCCACCGGACAAGCUGGAGGGAGGUGGCGGCCCCGCACCGCCCCCUGCGCCGCCCAGCACCGGGAGGAAGCAGGGCAAGGCCGGUCUGCAAAUGAAGAGCCCAGAAAAGAAACGAAGGAAGUCAAAUACUCAGGGCCCUGCAUACUCACACCUGACAGAGUUUGCACCACCCCCAACUCCCAUGGUGGAUCACCUGGUCGCGUCCAACCCUUUCGAGGAUGACUUCGGCACCCCCAAAGUGGGGGGUGCAGCCCCUCCGUUCCUUGGCAGCCCUGUGCCCUUUGGAGGCUUCCGUGUACAAGGGGGCAUGGCAGGCCAGUUUACGCCUUCCCUCUAUAAGCUCUGGACGACGGGAAAGAGAUUGAGUUCACUUGAAGUCCAGUUUGCUAGGACCUCAGUGACCCACCAGCAGGUGGCAGACACAGCAGCCUCAGGAACCUCAGCAGCUAUGGCCUCCUGCCCUGACUCGGAUAAUAGCUGGGUGCUUGCCGGUGCAGAGAACCUGCCUGUGGAGACCCUGGGCCCAGAACCCAGGACAGACCCUGAGUCUGAGAGAGCUCCCCAGGUGUCUCAAAGCCCCUCCAAGGAAGAUGGUGAAGAAUUAGCUGGGACCUUGGAUGGAGAAGAGAACUUCUUCCAGACGGAAAGCCCCCAGACUAGUCCCACUGUGCCUGAGGAGACUGAGGCCAAGGUCGCUGUGGGAGGAGAUGGUCCUGAUGUGGAGUCCCCUGGCCCAGGAGACACAGUGGUCCAGGGAGACUUGCAGGAGACUUCCAUGGCAACAAGCCUGGGCCCGGACACACAUGACCUGGACGACCUACAGAGCCUGCCCUCCAGCCCCAGAGCAGCUUGGAUUAGGGAGGAGGGCCGCUGCUCCACCAGUGAGGAUGACACUGACGUGGACACGGAGGGUCUGCGGAGACGAAGGGGCCGCCAACUCAGCCCACCUCAGACAGUGGCAGCCUUGGGUGUGGAGGACCAGGCCAGGGGUGAGGUUGCCAGCGGGGAGCUGGGCAUCUCACUCAACAUGUGCCUUCUUGGGGCCCUGGUUCUGCUGGGCCUGGGAAUCCUCCUCUUCUCCGGUGGGCUCUCAGAGUCGGAGACUGGGCCCAUGGACGAAGCAGAGCCUCAGGUCUUCCCUGAUGCUGGCUCCAACACCGAGUUGGUGGAUGCUGUGGCAGAUGGGCAGGAUGGACUAAGGGAACAGCUACAGGCCUCAGUUUCUACUGACAGUGUGCCCAGCCUGCAUAACAUGGGUCUGCUGCUGGAUAGGCUGGCCAAGGAGAACCAGGACAUCCGGCUGCUGCAGGCCCAGCUGCAGGCCCAGAAAGAAGAGCUUCAGAGCCUGAUGCAACAGCCCAAAGGGCUGGAGGAGGAGAAUGCCCGGCUCCGGGGGGCCCUGCAGCAGGGCGAGGCUUCCCAGCGGGCCCUGGAGGCAGAGUUGCAGCAGCUGCGGACCCGGCUCCAGGAGCUGAGGGCUGACUGCAUCCAGGGCCCAGAUGGGGUGUGCCUCAGCCGGGGCCACGGCCCACAGGGUGGCAGGCUCACCACAGAGCAAGGCCACCAGGGCCAGGAGCCGGGAUCCGACUUCCUAGAGGAGAAGGCAAAGCUGGAAGAGGAGGCCCAGGUGCUGAGGAGGGAGCUGCAGAGACAGCGGCAGCUGCUGGGCUCCGUGCAGCAAGACCUGCAGAAGAGCUUGCUGGCUGCUGGCCGAGGGGACUCCGCUCGUGCUGGCCUGGCUGAGCUGGGCCACAGAUUGGCCCAGACGCUGAAGGGCCUGGAGAACUGGGGCCCGGACCUUGGGGUCCCUGCCAAUGCCUCGGAGGCCUGGCAUCAGAAGCCCCGAUGGGCAAGAAAGGAGAAGUGGCACGAUGGGCAGAGGAACAGGAAGGCUGAGCACUGGAAGCAUAGGAAGGAGGAGUCUGGCUGGGAGAGGAAGAAGAGCUUUGGGGCUGAGGACAGGGAGCUGGCAGGGAGGUGGAAGGAGGACAAACCAAAGGGGGAGCGGUGGGGAGGCCAGAAGGGUGGGAAACGACGGGACUCCAAAGACCCUGCAUGGAAAAGUGGGAGUCACCACUCUGGAGAAAAGCAGAAGCAUCCCUGGGGGAGAGAAGGGGCUGAAGACAGUCAUGACUCCCAGCCCCCCUGGAAGGAGCUGUUGAGGCGCAAGUACAAGGCACCCCAGGGCUGCUCAGGUGUGGCUGGAUGUGCCCGGCAGGAGGGCCUGGCCUUCUUUGGCACAGAGCUGGCCCCAGUGCGGCAACAGGAGCUGGCCUCUCUGCUGAGGACAUACCUUGAGCAGAUUCCCUGGGCUGGGCAGCUGGCCAAGGAGCUACCCCUCUCGCCUGCUUACUUUGGUGAGGAUGGUGUCUUCCGGCAUGACCGCCUGCGCUUCCGGGAUUUCGUGGAUGCCUUGGAGGACAGCCUAGAGGAGGUGGCAAUGAGGCAGACCGGUGAUGACGAUGAGGUAGAUGACUUUGAGGACUUCAUCUUCAGCCACUUUUUGGGAGACAAAGCACUGAAAAGAAGGUCAGGGAAGAAACACAAGCACUUUCGGAGCCCUGGAGUUGUGGGGCCCAGGGAGGAGCACAGCCAUCACCCUUACCACUACCACCGGGGCUGAGCCCUGCGUGUGUGGGCACAGCCUUGGCUCCAUGAUCAUGGCAGUAUCUGACUCUUGGCUUCAAUGGACCAUUCAGCUGGCCUCUCCUGGCUUGCCUGGUGCCCUUGGGUAUCCUUCACAGAGGAGCGUGGAGCACCCAGCCCUGCACUGAUAUCACCUUCUGUGGAAGAGGCAUUAUCUGGACCUGCCUGCUGUUUAUGCAAAUGUGUGCAAAUGCUGAGGGCCCUGGGCACAGGUCCUGCAGCCCGAUUGUGAGGGCACUGCACCAGCCCGUGUGAAGUGGGGAUGGGAGGGGGCCCUGUUUUCAGGCAUUCUGAUUCUGAAGCCAGAGAGCUUUCACUCUCUUCUGUGUGCCUCCCGCUGUAUACGCUGACCCAGCGCCCCCUGGGACUGACUAGAGUCGCUGGCAGGAGGCCCAGCACCAGGGCUUGCUCUGGGGUUUUGUUAGAUUUGGAAGCAGCUGUCCCUAGAGGGUGAAGUCCCUUUCCCCUUGCUUCUCACGUGGCCUAACUUCACCAUGUGAACUGCAGGCUCAUGGCAGGGGUGUCUGUGACCCGGCAUCAGCCUUUCUCCCUGCUCUCUCCCCCGCCUGCCCUCUCACCAAGCCCAGGCGCUCUGGGCUGGAACUUACUCAGUGCUCACAGCUGCCCUGCCCGCGCCCCUAGGAGAGGUAGAAGAGUGGGUAGAAGAGAGCCUUGGCUUUGGAGUGUGAGCCUUGGGCCCAACUCUGGGCCAAGUGAUCAUGGGCAAAUUGAUCUCUGUAACCCUUGGGUUUCUCAUCCUCCAAAAAGGGGAUCAAAGGGCUGAGAAAGAGAUUAAAUAAAGUGAUAGCUGUCCUGGUUUUGGCACUCAAA
Messenger RNA from Chinchilla lanigera (long-tailed chinchilla), 3678 nucleotides. RefSeq names its product pre-B-cell leukemia homeobox interacting protein 1 (gene Pbxip1). The record is from RefSeq and is a predicted model, not a curated record. Bases 182 to 2824 code for a protein of 880 amino acids. The transcript is spliced from 14 exons. Lineage: Eukaryota; Metazoa; Chordata; Mammalia; Rodentia; Chinchillidae.